Messenger RNA from Scomber japonicus (chub mackerel), 2563 nucleotides. Its product is annotated as 5-beta-cholestane-3-alpha,7-alpha-diol 12-alpha-hydroxylase-like. The transcript has a single exon. Gene Ontology annotation, molecular function: sterol 12-alpha-hydroxylase activity; iron ion binding; heme binding. Bases 7 to 1542 code for a protein of 511 amino acids. The record is from RefSeq and is a predicted model, not a curated record. Lineage: Eukaryota; Metazoa; Chordata; Actinopteri; Scombriformes; Scombridae.
UCAGUCAUGGGGCUGCUGCUACCGAUCCUUCUUGGUUUUCUUGCCUCUCUAAUAGGAGGGUUAUACCUUCUGGGGGUUUUUCGACAGCGACAACUACGAGAACCCCCGCUGGAUAAGGGCCCCAUCCCUUGGCUGGGUCAUGUCUUAGAGUUUCGCAGGAACACGUUGAAGUUUGUAGAGAGGAUGCAGAAAAAGCAUGGUGAUGUAUUCACAGUACAGCUUGGAGGGUAUUAUAUAACAUUUCUUCAAGACCCUCUGUCUUUUGGGGCAUUUAUUAAGGAGAGUCGAGACAAACUGGACUUCAACAAAUUUGCAAGGCAACUGGUGCGCCAAGUCUUUGGCUACUCAGCCAUAGAGAAUGAUCACCACAUUCUCCAGGUGUCCAGCAACAAACAUCUCAAGGGGGAAGGCCUGGAAGUAAUGACACAAGCCAUGAUGAGUAAUUUGCAGAAUCUCAUGUUGCACAACAUUGGCUCAGCUGCAGACCAGAAGACCUGGAUAGAAGAUGGACUGUUUAUGUACUGCUACAAUAUAGUUUUCAGGGCUGGCUACUUAUCCCUGUAUGGUAAUGUGCCACCCAAGUCUGAAGAGAGUGAGGAGAGUGCCAAAGAGAAAGACAGAACUGAAUCAGAAGCCUUAUUUUACGAAUUUCGUAAAUAUGACCAGCUUUUCCCAAACCUGGCUUAUGGUGUCCUGACCCCGACGAAAAGGAUGGAAGCACACAAGCUGAUGGAGUUCUUCUGGGACGCUCUAUCAGUGCAGAAGAUGAGGGUCAAGGACAAUAUUAGUCGCUGGGUGUGGGACAUGCAGCAGGCCAAAGAGGAGAUGGGAAUGACAGAGGCAAUGAUAAACAGAUACAUGUUUGUGCUUCUUUGGGCCUCUCAGGGCAACACGGGUCCUUCUUCAUUUUGGCUGCUCCUCUUUCUUAUGAAGCACCCAGAAGCUAUGAGGGCUGUGAAGGAAGAGGUUGAUAAGGUCCUAAAGGAAUCUGGGCAGGAAGUCACACGUGGUGGCCCUUUAGUCGACCUGACCCGUGAGAUGCUGAUGAAAACACCAGUCUUGGACAGUGCUGUAGAGGAGACCCUCCGACUCACUGCUGCACCACUCCUCACCAGAGCAGUUCUCCAGGAUAUAACGAUCAAGAUGGCUGAUGGUCGAGAAUACUUCAUUCGCAAGGGUGACAGAAUGGCAGUCUUUCCUUACAUUGCUGUUCACAUUGACCCAGAAGUCCACGCUGAUCCACAUUCAUUCAAGUAUGACCGCUUUCUGAAUCCAGAGGGGAACAAGAAAACUGAUUUUUACAAAGGAGGGAAGAAAGUGAAGUAUUUCAACAUGCCCUGGGGUGCCGGGGUCUCCAUGUGCCCUGGGCGUUUCUUUGCCACCAAUGAGCUAAAACAGUUUGUUUUUCUGAUGUUGUGCUACUUUGAGUUUGAACUGAAGAAUCCUGAUGAGAAGAUACCUGAAAUUGACUACAGCCGAUGGGGCUUUGGAUCAAUGCAGCCCCAAAAUGAUGUUCAGUUUCGAUACAGACUCAGAUAUUAAACCUGCAAUCGAUUUAUUGGGUUUGUUUUUGGUUUUGAUCAUCUUGGUGAGCUUUGAUUUGAAAAUCAUGUUUCUACACACAUAAUGAAAUAUUAUUUUUACCUUGAUGUCACUAAUAUUAUUACAGGCACAUAAUGGAUGUGUCUUCAAAACAUAAAGUAUCUUUUAAUAUAUUUAGAUAUAAAUAAAUUGUCUAAUAUGCAGUACAGAAAAUGCACCAGUACUAUAUUUUGAACAGUUUAUAAAUUACAACUUGAUAUCUAUAUUUUUUCCCCAAAAGCAGAGAUUUCAUUCAUUUAAUUCAACAAUAAUAUAAUAGCAUAUAGUCUCAUAGACCUUAAAUGUAUUGUUGGUUUGACACUGAAUAUUGUGACUGCAGUUAUUUUCCAUUGUGAUAUAAUAGGUGAAGCUACAUGUCAAAUUUGUUUUAGUAUGGUGAAGUGACAACCUAUAAUAAUUCAUUGUUACAAAAGUCAAAUUGUAGUAAUAAAGAAAUUAAGAUGGUAGUCAAAAACAAAAAGCUUACUAAUAUGUUGUAAAUAUGUGAUUAUAUUACACUUAAUUUUACAUCUAAUUAGAUGAAGUCAUUGUCUUUGUUUGUGUAAUGUUAUGAUUAGACAGGGAAGGUGAUUUGUUUAGCUUGUGUCUUACAUUUGUGCAGUUGUCCAUGCAGUAUAUGUAACAUCACUAGACUGGUUUUACUAGGUCAUGGUUAGUUUUUUCAAUACUGGGAAGUCCUCUUCCUGUAAACGGCACAUGUAACCUCAAUGACUGACUUUGUAAUAGGAUGAGAUUAUGUAUGGCUUAGGGUUUUUAGAUUUUUCCACCUUUGUAAUAAACCCUUUACUUAACCAAAAUAUCACAAUUUGUAAUGGCUGGGCCUAAGUAUUUCAUGAGACUGAAUUAGAGACAAAGUGAACUGGACUGGAUAAAGCUAUUUCAACACUGUAGCGACUCUUGAGACUGUUGAGCUGUAUUGUUUUACAAUGUAAUUGCUCAAUAAAUCAUGACUGUAACUCUU